Molecule: messenger RNA, 693 nt
Organism: Ustilago hordei
Lineage: Eukaryota; Fungi; Basidiomycota; Ustilaginomycetes; Ustilaginales; Ustilaginaceae
Exons: 3
Coding region: 1-693 (230 amino acids)
Source: RefSeq, a predicted model, not a curated record
AUGGAAUUAGCCCUCGAGGAGGAAGGGAGAACAACAGAGGAGAGGGAAGAGUAUGCACCAGUGCCACCAGAGGAUAGAGGCCCAUGGCUGAACUGGAAGCCAGCUAGAAACAAGUGCAACCUGGAGACCUGGGUAAAGAAGAGUUACUUCAGGCUGAUGGUAGCCAAGGUCAAGGAGGGAAAGGACAGCCUGAACCCAACUGUUCAUGAGGCGCUGGCCAGAAAGGAUAGGAGGUUCUGGGAAGAAGCAAUGUGCAAGGAAUUGGAUGGACUCGAAGCGAUGGGAACAUGGGAAAUGACUGAUCUACUGCAAGAGGGCCUAGACUACACAGAGAUAUUCGUGCCAGUGGCACCCAUCCAGGUGAUAAGGGGAGUGCUGGCCAUCGCAGCUGUACAGGACUGGGAGGUUGAUUCCAUCGAUGUCAAACAGGCUUACCUCAAUUCAAACCUGCAUCAUGAUGUCUACCUAAAGCCACCAGUAGGAACCAGGGUACCUCCAGGAAAGGUAUUGAAACUCAUAAAGGGGCUUUACAUGGGCAACCAACUCAUGGUCAUCACAGCAUAUGUGGAUGACAUGCUGAUCGCAUUGCCUAGCAGAAGGGAGGUUGACCACACUAAAGCCGAGAUCAUGGACAAGUGGGGAACAGAAGACAAUGGACCUGUAAGAGAAUUUCUAGGAAUCAAAAUCACUUGA